AUGGUACUACUGAACAGCAACAGUAGUGGCAGUAGUAGUAAAGACAAAACUACUACUACUGCUACUACUACAGACAUGGUUCAAGACGACUCAUCAACCUUUUCAUCAUCAUACGAAGAUAUAAUCAUUGAUGAAAAGGUUAUUAUAUCAUGUGCACAACAAUACAAUCACCGAGAUGUUAUUGGCAAUGGUGGUGGUGGUGAAGAUGACUAUGACGAUAAACAACCAUUAGAUGAUAUAUACUAUAGUUUGGAAUACGAUGCAGAGGAUAAUGCACAAUUUCAUCAACAAGAACUACGACUAUUAGAAGAGGAACGCGUACAACAACUACUCAAACAAGAAGAGGAACGGAGGAAACAGAUUGUGGAAGAGGUGCGAGUACGUCAUCUCGCCAUCCAACACCAGAUCGACAGUCUCAAGAUUGCACAGCAAAAGAAACAAGUGUUGGAAGACCAGUUGGAUACGGUCAAACAACUGUACAACAAGAAACGAGAGGAACUAGAACACAUUGCACGAUUCAAAGAGUGGAAACGAGUACGGGCAGAAAAGAAAAAGGAAGAAGAGGAACGACUGGCCAACGAAGAGCGACUGCGCAAAGAAGAAGCCAAAAAGAAGAGAACGGCACGACAAAACCCAUCUGGCAACAGAGUGAUCCGGUCACUUUUAACAAACGUUAAACCAACCCAAAAGAAAUGGAUUGGAUGUAAAUAUGAAGGACAAGAGGAACUGUGCGAAUCUUUGGACGACGUCUUGACAAGUCUCAAAGACUACUCGGAACACUCUCAUCCAUUUUUAACCAAAGUAAAGGUAUCCGACGCACCUACCUACUCAGAGAUUAUCAAAAAGCCAAUGGACCUAUCUCUCAUGACCAAAAAACUAAAGAAACUAGACUACAUGAGUAAAGCUGAAUUUCAAUUUGACCUUCUCUUAAUCUUUACAAAUUGUAGAAUGUUUAAUACUGAUCCUUCGAGUAAAGAAUUUGUUGAACAUGCAAAUGAAAUGGAAAAAAAAUCGGUAGAGUUGAUGAAGAAUGUAAAGGAUUUUGAUUUUACCAAAGAUCCUACUUGUGGUAAUAGUAAUAGUAGUAAUAGUAAAUCAACUUCACCUACAAACUCUACAACUCCAACUAACAAUAGUAAUAAUAAUAAUAAUCAAAAUCAAAAUGUAAAUAGCAAUAAUGAAGAAAAAGUAUCACCAUCAAAAAAUACUCCAACUCAACAACAACAACAAAAUAAGAAAGGAUCAUCAAACAAAAAUACACCACCAACUAUGACACCACCAUUUACUCCUGGUACUCCAUCCUAUCCAACUUCUCCAACCUCUCCAUUUCACUCGUCAACGUCGGGUGCUCAUUCGCCAGUACCAUCGUCGUCGACGGGUGGUCAAUUUUCUCCACGUGAGAUUGCCGAUCCCGAUGAUACGAGUACGACCGUGGCGACGGUGAUCAAUAUGGACAUGUUUGAUGACGACUCUGAAGAGCCAAUUGAGGAAAUCAGCGAGACUGAAGACAGCAUAUUGGAACGUAUCGAGCAGAUUAGAAAACUCAUCAGAGAGUUGGUCGACAGCAAUGGAUAUGGAUCAGAGGAUUUUGAAGAGCAGAUCAGACUCAAACAAGACAGUUUGUCACCAGACAUUGAAAUGGAUCGCUCAGAAAUAAUCAUUCCAACAACCGAUAUUCCAACAUUGGAAUUUGAAGAGAUCAAAUCACAAAAGAUAUCUACAUGGUGUCGAUUGACACAACAAGCCAGAGUCAACAAAUUAAAAUACUCUACCGAACAAUCAAAAUUACCUUUUGAAAAUCAAGAUGCAUUUAUUCGAACACCUCAAAUGAUGCAAUCAUUUUAUCAAUCCCUAUCAUCCCCUUCACCAUUAUUAUCAUCAUUAAAUAAUCAACAACAAAUAAUAGAAAGACAGAAUAAUAAUAAUAAUAUUAAUAAUAAUAUAUCAGUAAUGACACAAUUACAAAAAUAUGAUCAAGAAUUUAUCAAUUUAAAUAUUGGAUUCUUUCCAGAGUAUAGUUAUAUGUCAAAUUCAAUUCCAAGGGUGUAUCCAAGUCAACCGAGGUCAUGGAAUAUAUCAUCUUUAUCAAAACAUCAACAAGCAGAGCCACAACAGAUGGUUUCAUCCUUGACAAAUACAUCGUCUUCACAGGCUCGAUCAAAUGGUUUAUUGUUCAACUCGAUCGUCUCAAUACUCCAAUCAAAAGGAUUCACAGGAUCAAAAGAAGAAGCUGUCAAUGUGUUUGUAGAUGUGGCCGUUGGAUUCAUAUCGACCAUUGGAAAGACAAUGAACGCCAAUUGUAGUAACUAUCCAUCGGUCGUUGGCAAGACUCGUAGAGGAACCUAUUCACAGCUAUGGUCGAUUUUUAGUGAAUUGGGUAUUUGCAGUAAUGUAUAUGCUCUCAAAGAAUUUACUCGUCUACCUGGUAGCUCUAGGUCUUCUGGUAGUGGUAAUGUCUCUAAAGAUUUUGAUCAUGAUGAAGAAAUGGAUACUUUAAAUAAUGAUUCAAAACAACAAUCUUUAUUUUAUUCUACUGAUGAUAUAAAUAUGACAAAUACUACAACAUCAACAAAUCAAUUGGCGGCAACUACUAGUACGACUACCACUACUCCAACGACGACAACUCCAAAGGAAAAGGAUUUAUUUUAUGAUUAUCAUUACUUUGUACCAAAACAAUCGAAAAUACAACAACAACAGCAACAACAACAACAACAGGAUGCGAAUUCAUCGUCUGGAUUGAAACCAGUGUCAAGUUUACAACAUCAACAAGCUCAACAAAUGCAACAAUUACAGUUGCAACAACAACAACUACUACAACAACAACAACAACAACAACAACCACAGAUUAAACCACCCGUCAACAUACAAUUCCAUCAAAACCAACAAAAAAUAUUUGAACAACAACAUCAGUUGCAACAACAACAACAGCAACAGCAACAACUACAACAACUUCAACAACUUCAACAACUACAACAACUACAAAAACAAACGACAGUACCACCACCACCAACCACUGCUACAACAACAACAACUCAACCUGUUGCAGAAAAACCAACAGCACCAACUAAAAAAGAAAAGGAAAAGGAAAAGGAAAAGGAACCAUCAACAAAAUCGAUAAAAGAGACAACAGUUAGAGAAAGUAAAAAGAAGAAAUCAUCAGAUACACAACACCAAAAACCAAGUAAACCAAAGAAAAAAGCCAAACCUUCUCCUGCCAAAGAUCCAUCACUUCCUAAUAUUGCCAAUUUAGCAAGUGAGGUGAAUCAGGCUCAAGCUGCCGCUGCCGCUGCUGCCACCACCGUACCAACGCCAACGCCAACACCAACUCCAACACCAACAACAACAACCAAGGAACCAUCACCAACAACUGACCAACAAGCUACAACACCAGCAACACCAGCAGCAACUUUAGCAUCUUUGGAAUCACCGCUAAGUCCAUCUGGAUCAAUACCACCGCAACCAUCAGAGGUAAAAGAAAAGAAAAAAAGAGGACGUCCACACAAGAAACCACCUCCUCAACAAGCUCCUUCUACCCCUCAACCUCCUAAUUAA
Cavenderia fasciculata is the source of this 3552-nucleotide messenger RNA. RefSeq names its product bromodomain-containing protein. Gene Ontology annotation, molecular function: structural molecule activity; protein heterodimerization activity. The record is from RefSeq and is a predicted model, not a curated record. The transcript has 2 exons. Gene Ontology annotation, cellular component: SLIK (SAGA-like) complex; SAGA complex. The coding region runs from base 1 to 3552 and encodes 1183 amino acids. Gene Ontology annotation, biological process: regulation of transcription by RNA polymerase II. NCBI's taxonomy places the organism in Eukaryota, Evosea, Eumycetozoa, Acytosteliales, Cavenderiaceae.